This is a messenger RNA of Haliotis rufescens (red abalone), 1219 nucleotides long. RefSeq lists its product as uncharacterized. Lineage: Eukaryota; Metazoa; Mollusca; Gastropoda; Lepetellida; Haliotidae. The record is from RefSeq and is a predicted model, not a curated record. The transcript is spliced from 8 exons. The coding region runs from base 27 to 1148 and encodes 373 amino acids.
UGUUACUUUUAGUAGCUGUUUCAAGAAUGAAGAUGAUGUUCGCCUCCAACUGGUUCCCGUGUCUCUUACUAGCCAUACUCGUUCCGGCAGCAUCAGAAACCAUAGAGGAGAAAACUAAUGCUCUCUUGACAUUUCUUGAUGCAGUUGAUUCCGAACUUGGAGGCGUAUUGGACGUCACCGACGAUCAGUGUCCAUGUCUUGAUGACGUAACCCUUAUUGGAAACGAAACAAUUCAAGAUGUGGAUUGCUUUGAAACGAAGGUUGAAGUCUUCAGAAGUCACUUGAAUAACUUAAUUAGAAAUCUCCAAUCUCUCGGGAAUGCCAGCUCAUCAGCUUGCCCCAACCGUACCGGUUCGGUGUUCGUGGCCGCUUGUGAUUCCACUACUGUUUCGGAGCUGGAUCCUAAUGGUGUCGUCCAAAAUGGCUUUGAAUUAUCUUCGAAUAUUUCGGGGUGGACGGUGGGACCGACUACUGCGAGCUCGUUUGAGUUUGACUACUUUGCAAACGAUCCGUUUGUACUCCGAUGUCUACAAACGCCAAGUGGUGUCGAGGUUAUUCUGGGUAACAGCUCUGAUGCGCCAUUAACAGCGUCAGCUGUUGGAACUGGCAUUGUUUACUUUGAGCCAACGAAUGAAGUGUAUGUGGCCAUUACAUUUGACAACUCCUCACUGAAUGGGGUUUAUGCCUUCAACAGGACCGGCUUUCCGGAUAUCAGGCUGGUCUUCCCGUUUGAUGGCCCCACUGGGCUGCUCUACCUAUCUGGAGACUUUCUCUAUAUGGCUGAUGGUUUGAAGGUCGUCAGGAUUACGGAAGGCGACACUUCAUGGACGACAAUAGUGUUUUGGCCUAUAGAUCCCAUUGCGUUUGCAGUUGAUGAUGAUGAAAACAUCGUGUUCUGUGACGGCUCUGGCUCCCUAUUUGUGUUCAAACCAGCCAUAGGAUCAUUCAUGCAGUUGAAAGUGCCAACCCCAGGCCUAGUCUGUGGAUCAAUCGAUUUAUCCUCUGAUGGCCUUAUCUACGUCGCAUACGAUGGCCAGUCAAAUCUUGAGGUUUACAACUCUUCCUCGAAUGCAUUUAUUGAAAACUUGAACUACACUUUGGACGUCCCAACGGUCUGUCCGAUUGUCCUGGUUGACCCUAGAAUCUGAUCGUGAUCGGACACCACGCUGUCAUCAGAGAGUGUAACCAUGUCUACAGACAAUAAAACAUGUUGACACUC